CCUGCGUCCGGUGUUGCGGUGGUGCUCUGCUGUGGUAUCCUCGUUGCAGUGCACUGCUGGGAUACGCGCAAUUGCUGUGCCCUCUCGCCAUGGCGUUUCGCAUCACCACCUGGAACGUCAAUGGGAUUCGAAACCCGUUCUCGUAUGAGCCAUGGCGCGGAAAACGCACCUUCGAGGCCAUGUUCGACAUCCUCGAGGCCGACAUCGUUGUGUUCCAGGAGACCAAGAUCCAACGGAAGGAUCUCCGAGAUGACAUGGUCCUAGUCCCCGGAUGGGACUGCUACUUCAGUCUCCCGCGGGUCAAGAAAGGCUACUCGGGAGUCGUCAUCUACACUCGCAAUGCAACCUGCGCGCCCAUUCGCGCCGAAGAAGGUCUCACGGGCGUGCUAUGUCCGCCGAACUCGUCGACUCCGUUCCGCGAGCUCCCCGAGGACCAGCAGAUUGGCGGGUAUCCGACGAUGGAGCAACUCUCGCAGGUGGCGCUGGACGCCGCUACGCUGGACUCGGAAGGCCGCUGCGUCGUCUUGGAGUUUCCGGCCUUCGUUCUCAUCGGGGUCUACUGUCCGGCUAAUCGCGAUGAAACGCGUGAUUCCUUUCGCCACGGCUUCCUGGACUUAUUUGACGCGCGCAUCCGGAAUCUGGUGGCCCUGGGCAAGCGGGUUUUCGUCACCGGCGAUAUCAACAUCUCCAGAGGGGAGAUUGACGCGGCGCAUGCGGCCGAGGCGAUCCGGAAGGGCGCCACCACGGACGACGAGUUUGUGUCGGCGCCGGCGCGUCGCUUGUUCAAUCAGCUGCUGGAUGGGGGGAAGGUCGUCGGCCCUCGUGACGACGACCGCGAGCAGCCGGUUCUGCACGAUAUCUGUCGCGCGUUUCAUCCGGAUCGCCGGGGGAUGUACACGUGCUGGGAGCAGAGGAUCAAUGCGCGGCCAGGGAAUUAUGGAUCGCGGAUCGACUACGUUCUGUCGAGUCUGGACAUGCAGGAGUGGUUCUGCGAUUCGAAUAUCCAAGAAGGACUGAUGGGAUCUGACCAUUGUCCGGUCUACGCCGUUUUCAAAGAUUCCAUAACCCAUCAAGGCACCGACGUCCACAUCCGCGAUCUCAUGAACCCCCCGGGCGUCUUCCACCGCGGAGAGCGCCAGAUCGAAUACACCAACAAACUCCUCCUCCCUCUCUCCGGGCGUCUGAUCCCGGAAUUCGACAAACGACGAAGCAUCAAGGACAUGUUCACGCGAAAGCCGACCACCGCCGCGCCAAAGGCCACGCCGGCACUAGAACCCCCAUCCACAUCUAUGCAACCUUCCACCGAGACCCCGACGACAUCCAUAUCGGACCAGACUCAGUCUCCAAAAGGAACCGUCCGCAAACGCACCGAACGCCCCGAUCCGCCUCCGCCCGUCAAACGCACCAAGUCCAUCCCCACGCCCGCGUCCGCACCAUCAGCAGGCCAAAAGACCCUACAAGGCUUCUUCAAACCAAAGCCCACUCCUCCCUCCGACUGCCCUCCCAACAACCCAUCCCUCCCAUCCUCCCCUUCCAAACCCAAAACCCCCCAAAAGCCGACUCCAAACCCACCCAACGACUCCAUCCCUCCCUCACCACCCCACCCCCCAGACUCAGACACCGUGAUCGACCCGAUCGCCAGCAAAGAGGACUGGACGAAGCUGUUCACCAAGAAGCGGCCACCCGCAUGCGAAGGCCACCAGGAGGAGUGCGUUCGCAUGACCACCAAGAAACCGGGGAUCAACUGCGGACGGGCGUUCUGGAUCUGUCCGCGGCCGCUAGGGCCGAGCGGGAAUAAAGAGAAGGGCACGCAGUGGCGGUGUCCGACGUUUAUGUGGGCGAGCGAUUGGAAUCCGUAGGAUGGUUGUCUCUGGAUUGGCUUUUUGGUAGAGGAGGAAGUCCUUGGAUGGGUGGAUGGUAGAUUACAGUGGAAUCAUCGCAUCAGGAUUAAGACACUGGCAUUGAUAAGACCAGGUUGUCGAGCAGCAAACAAAUAUCCCCAAGCCUCUACAGCGGCACAUGUCAGAUACUGUAUACAUCUACAAAAGCCAUGAUCCAGCAAUCAACCAAAGAACCACCCCAUAGCCACCCCGAACAGCCCCAAACUUCCAAGCAGUAAUGAACCCAACUCCAUCCUGCAAAGUAGCAUCUGCAUUGACAGGCCAAGCUUUUGGAAUUGCGGCUGCAUGCAUCGGGUCUUUGCGCGUUGGUUCCACGUGGGUUGGUUGUUGGGUGGCUGGGAGGGAUCGACUGG
Messenger RNA from Aspergillus steynii IBT 23096, 2254 nucleotides. Its product is annotated as DNA-(apurinic or apyrimidinic site) lyase APN2. Gene Ontology annotation, molecular function: zinc ion binding; phosphoric diester hydrolase activity; endonuclease activity. Gene Ontology annotation, biological process: base-excision repair. Lineage: Eukaryota; Fungi; Ascomycota; Eurotiomycetes; Eurotiales; Aspergillaceae. The transcript is spliced from 6 exons. The coding region runs from base 90 to 1859 and encodes 589 amino acids. The record is from RefSeq and is a predicted model, not a curated record. Gene Ontology annotation, cellular component: nucleus.